AUGAAUAAAACCACUACCACUGCAAAUAUGCAUGCGAUUCAAAAUGCGCUUGCAAACUACGACACUUCGUUCCUUUCUGAUGACGAAGAAGAUUACUGCCCGCUGUGCAUAGAACCUAUGGAUAUUACGGACAAAAACUUCAAACCGUGUCAUUGUGGCUACCAGAUAUGUCAGUUCUGCUACAAUAACAUCCGUCAGAAUCCAGAGCUUAAUGGAAAAUGUCCCGCUUGUCGUCGUAAGUACGAUGACGAAAGCGUGGAAUACAUCGUCUUGACACCAGAAGAAAUGAGGUUGGAACAGGCCAAACAAGCGCGGAAGGAGAAAGACCGUAAACUACGCGAUAAGGAACGCAAAGAACACGAGUUUGCAAAUCGCAAGCAUCUGGCCGGAAUGCGGGUUAUCCAGAAAAAUUUGGUGUACGUUGUGGGUCUAAACCCACCUGUGGCAUACGAAGACGUGGCACCGUUGCUGAGAACUGACCGGUAUUUUGGCCAAUACGGUAAAAUCAACAAAAUUGUUGUCAACAAGAAAACGUCGCAUAACGAACAUCACAGUGGUCCCGCCGGAUACCAUAACAGUAGUCAUCAUACCGGGUACGGUAUUUAUGUCACAUUUGCGCGAAAAGAUGACGCUGCACGUUGCAUAGCCGCUGUGGAUGGUACCUACAUGGAUGGCCGGAUUGUAAAGGCCGCUUACGGUACUACGAAGUACUGUUCGUCGUAUUUGAGGGGCCAGAGCUGUCCAAAUCCGAACUGCAUGUUUUUACACGAGCCCGGUGAAGAAGCGGAUUCUUUCAAUAGACGUGAACUCACCAACAAGCAGAACACCGAGCACGUAAUGCCGUUCAAGUUAGCCGGUCCAAGUGGCAGCGUACAGGGCCAUCUCCCACCGAAAUCUGCGACAGCAGUGGCAUCUGCUUCGCCGGUGCCUUCUCCACUACCUACCAGGGCCCAGUUGAACCAUACUGAAGACGACAGCAAUAUUUCGUCUUCGUCUUCCACGCCAGGUGGACAAACUCCCGUUUUAACACCGGCUCCAGUCCCCAGUGGUUCGAACCCCUGGGGGGUCAACACAACGGCACCACCACUUUUCCCUUCCACAUCUAGUAAACUGACAAGCUCAUCUGCGUUCCCUACUUUGGGGGAGGCCACUUUAGCGCAGUCCAUGGCUGCGUUGUCUAACAACCAGCCGAACAGUAAUAACAGUGCCCAUCAAAGCGGCGGGAAAAACAGCAAGAAAAAUGCCAACAACAACGAAAGAAAAUACGUGGACCCUUUCGAUCCGCUGUCCAGUGCUGUGAGGUUCAUUGAUGAAACGCUCAAAAUGCUGUCUUCCUACAAGAAUUGCGAGUUUCAGCUUAGAACUGACGUUAUCGAUGACGCUACUUACCGUUCCUAUCCUUCUCUUUUCUCAUUCGAGAACAUUCCGGUGUCGGAAACUUCGGACAACGCUUUGGGUCGCAAAUUGGUCGACAUGCUUGCAAUCAAGCCAGUAGACCAACCUUCAUCGGUGAUGCCCUUUCUACAGGGUGCUUCGCCAGCCAACCCCGCUAUCUUCCAACUACAGCAGCAGCAGCAGCAGCAGCAACAGAUGCUUUUGGCGAAACAGCAGCAACAACAACUGCAACAGCUACAACAACAACAACAACAACAAGAACAGCAGCAGCAGCAACAACAGCACCAAAUGUCUCAGAUGAAAGUUCAGCAGUCUACUCCUCCUGGCAUGACUCCUCAAUUAUUGCAUACACAACUACGACAGCAGAGGGCUGCCAACACACCACCACCACCUGGGAUCUUUUCGCCAACUAAUCCAUCAACGGGGCCAAACCAAAUGCCAGGUUCUGGUAGCAAUUCGUCUGACCUGUUGAACCAGCUCAUCAAUGGAAAACGCAUCUCAACAAACUGA
Messenger RNA from Lachancea lanzarotensis, 1905 nucleotides. RefSeq names its product LALA0S01e02476g1_1 (gene MOT2). Gene Ontology annotation, biological process: protein ubiquitination. The coding region runs from base 1 to 1905 and encodes 634 amino acids. Gene Ontology annotation, molecular function: RNA binding; metal ion binding; ubiquitin-protein transferase activity. The record is from RefSeq and is a predicted model, not a curated record. The transcript has a single exon. Lineage: Eukaryota; Fungi; Ascomycota; Saccharomycetes; Saccharomycetales; Saccharomycetaceae. Gene Ontology annotation, cellular component: CCR4-NOT complex.